AAAUUUUUGAAUCAGUGCAUAAAGAAUACAACAACCGAUAUAUAUGUUUUCAAUAAAAUUUUUGGAUAUAUAAGUAUUUAGACCUAACAAAGAAAGUUCCUUGCGCUGUUCCCUGCAAGCGAAGGAAACUUCAAUAAAAUUUAUUUUGAAAAUCAGCGCCCCACAGCCACAACAAAUAAAUCUGAUCAACAAAAAUGCUGAUAACUACAAGUGAUCCUGUCAUGGCCACAAAUAAUGACGGCGGAACACAGCAAUGGGCACGCAACACACAAGCCGCAGUGUCGGUGCGGCAUGCAUUCAAAGCUUAUGGAAAAAAGAAAAGCACAAAUCAAGUGCUCAACAACCUCAACAUGACAGUAGCAAAGGGCACAAUCUAUGGCCUAUUGGGUGCCUCAGGUUGUGGCAAAACUACUUUACUCUCCUGCAUUGUUGGUCGACGUCGUCUUGAUUCUGGCGAUAUAUAUGUACUUGGCGGUAAACCGGGUACACGAGGAUCUGGUGUACCUGGCAAACGAGUUGGUUACAUGCCACAGGAGAUUGCGCUUUAUGGUGAAUUUUCUAUACGUGAAACAAUGUUAUAUUUCGGUUGGAUUUUUGGCAUGGAAACAAAGGAAAUCAUGGAGCGAUUACAGUUCUUAUUAAAUUUCCUCGAUUUACCAUCAGAGAAACGCUUAGUAAAGAAUCUUAGUGGAGGACAACAGCGUCGUGUCUCAUUUGCUGUAGCACUUAUGCACGAUCCUGAAUUAUUAAUUUUGGAUGAACCAACAGUUGGUGUAGAUCCAUUACUUAGACAGAGCAUCUGGAAUCAUUUGGUACAUAUCACAAAAGCUGGUCAAAAGACCGUUAUUAUUACAACACAUUACAUUGAAGAAGCACGACAAGCGCAUACAAUUGGGUUAAUGCGCUCUGGUCACCUUUUGGCGGAGGAAUCACCAAGCGUACUUUUAUCGAUGUACAAAUGCAUUAGCCUGGAGGAAGUGUUUUUAAAAUUAUCACGUAUCCAAAGUCAGAAGGGUGACAUCUCUCAUGUGAACUUCAGUAAUAAUAUUUCAUUGCAUGCCAUGGCAUUCGGCAGUAAGAUGGAUAAGCCCGGUUCCAGUCAGGACGGCGGAGUUGUUGGACUCAAUUUCCAUCAGAGCAAGGAAGUUCUGAUCAACGAUACAAAUGGAUCCAUAUAUACGUUAAAUCAAGAACCCUACGAACCACCACCUACAAAACGUAACCAACCCAACGAUGAGGAAAGCUGUCAAGAUUGCUACGCGAGUUUGUGUAAGUCCACAUCUAAGGGCAAAAUCAAGGCAUUAUUAGGUAAAAACUUCCUGCGUAUGUGGCGUAACGUCGGUGUGAUGCUGUUUAUUUUCGCACUGCCUGUGAUGCAAGUAAUUCUAUUCUGUUUGGCUAUUGGACGUGAUCCACAAGGUUUACAUCUCGCAAUUGUGAAUAAUGAAAUGAAUAACACUGAGACUUGCUACUGGGAAGAUGGUUGUCAUUUCACGAAUUUGGGUUGUCGCUAUUUGAAUCAUUUGAAUAAAAGUGUUAUUAAAACAUAUUACACGGAUUUGGAAGAAGCUAAAGAAGCGGUACGAGUUGGUAAGGCAUGGGGUGCGGUAUACAUAACAGAAAACUUUACGGAUGCAUUUACGGCGAGAGCAGCAUUGGGUCGAGAUUCUGAUGAAGAAACAAUUGAUCAAUCGGAAAUCAAAGUUUGGUUGGAUAUGUCCAAUCAACAGAUUGGUGUUAUGCUGAAUCGCGAUAUAUUGUUGUCAUACCGUGAUUUCGCAAUGGGUCUUCUAGAUCAGUGUGGUAAUAAUCCGAAACUGGGUGAUGUGCCUAUACAAUUUAAAGACCCCAUCUAUGGCAAUAUGAAUCCAUCAUUUACAGACUUCGUAGCUCCGGGUGUGAUAUUGACUAUUGUAUUCUUUUUGGCUGUUGCAUUGACGUCAUCGGUUUUGAUUACUGAACGUACUGAGGGUUUGCUCGAUCGUUCUUGGGUGGCAGGUGUAAUGCCUGGAGAAAUUCUCUUCUCGCAUGUGAUCACCCAAUUCGUUGUUAUGUGUGGACAGACAGCGCUUGUGUUGAUUUUCAUGUUGGUCGUUUUUGGAGUUACAAACAACGGACAGCUCUUCUGGGUCAUUGUGCUAACGUUGCUGCAAGGUAUGUGCGGCAUGUGCUUCGGUUUUCUUAUAUCAUCCAUUUGCGAACUGGAACGUAACGCCAUCCAAUUGGCGUUGGGUUCAUUCUAUCCUACGCUGCUCUUAUCAGGCGUUAUUUGGCCCAUUGAGGGUAUGCCAGUCGUGUUAAGGUACAUUUCGCUGUGCCUGCCGUUGACGUUGGCCACAACUUCGUUGCGUUCGAUACUGACGCGUGGUUGGGAGAUCGUCGAACGAGACGUGUAUGGCGGUUUUCUGAGUACACUUGGCUGGGUUUUGGGUUUCUUGGUGCUGACUCUAAUCGUGCUGCGUGCAAAGCGAGGAUAAUAACAUAACGUUAAACUGUGAACUGUGAAGUGGAAAGAAUUAAGUUUAUUUUUAAAGUAAUUAAAUGUAAUUAUUUUGGUAUAUUAAUUUAGGCUGAAUAUAUGUAAGUGUAUUGCAUAAAGUAGCCUAUAAAGUAGUCAUCAUAAAUUCGUCUGAAUUUCAUAUACAACAGUUUAGGAUAUAGGUAUAUAAUUCCUACCUUAUAGCGCUUAACUAACUGUAACUGUUUUAUAUGUUUGUAUUUCAUAUAUUGUUUAUCUACAUAUAAAUUUAUAAAAAAUUUUAUAUCUUACAUUAGUAGCAUGAAAAUUCUAGUUACUUCUCUACAAAAUUCAUACACUUUCGGCAUUAGCUACUCCUCCUUUUCCUCCUACUCCUCCUCCUCCUCCUCCUCGUCAAAAUUAUUCAUAUUAUGUUUCCUUGCUCUUCAGUGCAUAUCUUCUUACAUCUUUUCGAAGUUUCGAACUAAUUUAUUUAAACAUUAAAAAAACAACAAAAACAAAAACAAAAACAAAGCGAAAAACAAGAAAUGUUGCCACUGUGCACAGUGGUGUGAUUUUUUAUUUAAAUUUUAUUUUUAUUUUAUUUUUUAAGGUUUAGGUUGUAUUUUUACUUUGUAUUUUAAU
Teleopsis dalmanni is the source of this 3103-nucleotide messenger RNA. Its product is annotated as ABC transporter G family member 20-like. Gene Ontology annotation, cellular component: membrane; ATP-binding cassette (ABC) transporter complex. NCBI's taxonomy places the organism in Eukaryota, Metazoa, Arthropoda, Insecta, Diptera, Diopsidae. Gene Ontology annotation, biological process: transmembrane transport. The transcript has 13 exons. The coding region runs from base 195 to 2477 and encodes 760 amino acids. Gene Ontology annotation, molecular function: ATP binding; ATP hydrolysis activity; ABC-type transporter activity. The record is from RefSeq and is a predicted model, not a curated record.